GCAGUAUUAUUUAUUUUAUUCCUCUCCUGUCUGUCUCCUCUCUCACUCAAGGGUUUUUGCUGCUCUCCUCUUUUCGGCUUCGAAUGGCGGACGAUUUUCUCUACGCCGCCGCCGCCGAUUCCAACAAGCGCAAGUACGAGGAUUCACCGUCACCGGUUGCGCGCAGGGCGACCGGAUUCUCAUCGACGCCGGACGCGGCGGCGCCUCCCCAGCUGAGCGAAAUCGAGCUGGCGACGCAGAAGGCGCAGGAGAUCGCCGCGAGAUUCCUGAACAACGCUGAUCCGACGAAGAGAGCUCGAGUUGAGAAUGUGGGGAACGGUGGCAGAGGAUUCGAUUCGAGCGAUUACAGUAGUCAGAAGCCUUCAGGUUAUGGUCUUAGUGGUCCACCACAAGGCUCCUCCUCAUGUUAUCCUGGUCCAAGCAAGAGGAUUGAUAUUCCAAAUGGGAGGGUGGGUGUGAUAAUUGGCAAAGGUGGGGAGACUAUUAAAUACCUCCAGCAACAGUCGGGAGCUAAGAUUCAGGUCACUAGGGACAUGGAUGCAGACCCUAAUUCCCCUACAAGAGGGGUUGAUCUCAUGGGUACUCCUGAUCAGAUAGCCAGAGCGGAGCAGCUUAUCCAAGAUGUACUUUCCGAGGCUGAGGCUGGUGGAGCUGGCUCAACUUCUCGGCGUGUGGGUGGUCAAUCAUUUGGAGCUGAGCAGUUUGUAAUGAAGAUCCCCAACAACAAGGUGGGACUUGUUAUCGGUAAAGGAGGUGAAACCAUUAAAAGCAUGCAAACAAGGACCGGGGCUCGCAUUCAGGUUAUACCUUUGCAUUUGCCACCUGGUGAUACAUCACAGGAGAGGACUGUCCAAAUUGAUGGAACUAGUGAGCAGAUCGAGGCUGCUAAACUAAUAGUAGAUGAAGUCAUCAGUGAGAAUCGUAAUAGAAAUUCAUCAAUGUCCGGAGGAUAUUCUCAACAAGGAUACCAAGCUCGACCUCCUUCUAACUGGGGGCUGCCCGGCGCACCAAUGCAACAACCUGGUUAUAGCUACCCUCAAGCUGGUGCAUACCCUGGUCAACCACCACAAUACAGCAUGAAUCAGCCUCCCUAUUCCGGUUAUCCUCAACAAUCCACCUCUAGUGGAUACCCGACCAGCUGGGACCCGUCAACUGCUUCCCAAACUCAGCAAGCCCCCCAGGGUGCCGGGUAUGAGUACUACAACCAGCAGCAACCUCCACAGCAACAGCCUGCCCAAGGGGAUCCUGCUGCUCCCACUGAUGCUUCAGGAUAUGGCUACGGGGCCUAUGGCCAGGCUCAAGCCUACAGUCAAGGACAGGGCUACGGCCAGUAUGGCUAUGGUAGUUAUCCAACAGGUGCAGCUGCAGCUGCAGCUGGUUACGGCCAACCUCAGCAGAAUCCCGCUGCAGGAUACGAGAACCAGCAGCAAGGAUAUAACUCUAAAAGUAGCAAUACCUCUAACCCGACACCUGAUGCAUCUUAUGGAGCACAGGAUGAAGCCAAUCAAGCGCCUGCAUCUGGGCAGUCAUGCAAUGCCGGAGGUCAACCUGCUGCUAAUCCCAACUAUCCACCUCAAGCUUCCAACCAGCCGGGUUAUGGAGGUGGUUACGGAUCCCAGACAACCCCCCCGAGCUAUGCACCUCCCCAGGCGCAAAAACCACCGGGUGGCCAGGCAGCCUAUGCGCAACCAGAACAGUCACCUAGCUCUCAAGGUGCUGGCUAUGCACAGUCUGGGUAUUCUCAGUCGCAGCCUGCUGCAGCACAUGCUGGCUAUGCUCAAACGGCAGCUUAUCCUAUAUCCCAGGCAGGGUAUGGGGCUCCACCCUACGCAGCAGCAGCGGCGGCUACCCAACCUGGCUAUGGGCAACAGCAGGCUGCAGCAUACAACAGCGCUUACGGUGGCGCUGCUGGAUAUUCCCAGCCUCCAGCUUAUCCAUCUGCUGAUGGCUCAGCCGGUGGUGAUGCACGUGGAGCGUACGAUUCUACUACUCCCCCACCUCAAUCUGCCCCGCCCACCGGGUCUGCCAAAGCAUCACCGCCAGCUUGAUGGGUCGAGUGACUAGUAUUUUGGUAUAUUGCUGUUGCCUCUUUUAGUGACUCUUGUCUAUUCUAGAUUCGUUAAAAGUUUGGUUUUUGAUAACCGGAGAUUCUGAAUUUUAUCAAUCUUGACCAUGGUAUUUGUUUUACAAUUCUGUUUUCAUAACAAACUGAUAAUUAUUUGAUAAAGGGGUGUGUUUUAUUUAUA
This is a messenger RNA of Salvia splendens (bonfire salvia), 2246 nucleotides long. Its product is annotated as far upstream element-binding protein 2. Bases 84 to 2048 code for a protein of 654 amino acids. The record is from RefSeq and is a predicted model, not a curated record. NCBI's taxonomy places the organism in Eukaryota, Viridiplantae, Streptophyta, Magnoliopsida, Lamiales, Lamiaceae. The transcript has 6 exons. Gene Ontology annotation, molecular function: RNA binding.